This is a messenger RNA of Phlebotomus argentipes, 2100 nucleotides long. RefSeq lists its product as uncharacterized. The transcript is spliced from 3 exons. Lineage: Eukaryota; Metazoa; Arthropoda; Insecta; Diptera; Psychodidae. The record is from RefSeq and is a predicted model, not a curated record. The coding region runs from base 270 to 1544 and encodes 424 amino acids.
UCGAACCUUUUCCCCUCUAAGCGCACUACUGCUUCGCGUUGUGGCGUACAUUUUCCGCCAGAAGGCAAUAACAGUGUACAAGUUGUGUGCAUCAUCUAAUGCAUAAAAUGCAGCCGAAUGACUUGAAAAUGUUUACUAUAUUCCUCAGUUGAUGGUGCGAUUUGUAGGUGUCCAAGUGACACGCAUUUUCCCUCCUGAUUCGUUAUCAACGAAAAAUCGCGCGCUACAGGAGAGAGCUUCAGCGCCACGAAAGGGAAGCUUCGCGGAAAAUGGAUUUCGAGUCGGAAGACGACAGUGAGAAGGAGAACGAGGUGUUUAUUGAAAAAGUUUUGCAAACAUGUGAAAACGACUUAACAAUUAAAAUUGAUAGUGUUGAAUGUGAAGCCGGGAGUCGACAGGGCGAUAAUUACAUGUCAUUAAUUAAGCGCGCUGCUGUCCAAGGAAAGUGUCGUGAUUCAGAUUACCAGCGAAAGCUCAUCGUGAAGCGCCAAAUAUCGAGCAUAUCGCGACGUCAACUCUUCCGCUGCGACGAAGCAUUUGCCAAUGAAAUUGCCGCUUACACUCAAGUGCUUCCGCACCUCCGGGACUUCUCGGGCGACCGCUUACCCUACCCCGAAUGCCUGUUCGCCGGCUUCGACGACAGCCAGAAGGAGGUGAUCAUCCUGGAGGACUUGCGGGAGAGCGGCUUCGAGAUGGAGGACCGAUUGAAGGGACUGGACUAUCCGCAUUGCUCCCUCGUGAUGCAAGAGCUGGGCAAUCUGCACGCCAUCUCGCUGGCGAUGAAGGCCACGCAGCCGGAGACGUUCGAGCGCAUGAAGAGGAGCAUAUCGGAGAUUGUGUACUGCCCGGAGGCAAGGGAGGUCAUCUCCAACACCCUCGAGUGCUCUCUGCGCGACACACUCGCGAGCCUGCGGGUGACAAAUGCGAACGGUGACCUGACGGGGGCGAUUGGGCGCAUUGAGCAGCUGCAGGGCAGCAUGUAUGACAUUAUGUCGAGGCACGUCCUGGACAACGAGGACUCAUGGCUGGUGAUCUGUCACGGAGACAUAUGGAUCAAUAAUCUCAUGUUCAGACGCAUCAGAUCACACGUGGAGCAGGUGAAGCUGCUGGAUUUGCAGACAAUGCGAUGCACCUCACCCGUGAUUGAUAUCCUCCACUUUAUCUACACCAGCACAGUGAGGGAUUUCCGUCACGCACAUCUCGAUCAAUUACUCACCGACUAUCAUACAACCCUAAACGCAUCUCUGCGCCACUAUCUCCCACCCCCGGACGACCAGGACACACUCAAUCGCCUGCAGACGCAAUUCUCCCUGGCCAGAAUCAAGCGUGAACUGCAGCGGAAGAUGCUUUAUGGCCUGGGAAACGCCAUGUGGCUCAUGCCGGCCAUCACGUUUCACCCCAAUCGCAUCCCCGAUCUCAAUGCCGUCACAAUGACCGAUUUUGGCAAUACGCAAAUGACCCAAAUGCUCACCCCAGAGUACCACAGGCGCAUCCGGGAGAUGGUCCUGGAGUUCUACGAGCAAGGUCUCCUCCAGGACUUAUGAUAAACACUCAUGGGAGUAGCCAAGAGCAGACCAGUAUGGUAUCGUAUGGUUUAAGUGCGCAAUGAGACGAAGUAUCAAAAGAACACAAGCUUGUAAGGAGUGGAGACUAAAGAUUGGCGAUUUUUUAGAUUGAAAUCAGAAUUCUUCAGACACCAUUUGAAUGUCCUUCUCAUUUUAUCAAAGGAUUAUUUUUCUCACUCCUGAGAAAAUCAUAAAAAAAAACUUAUUCAUUUUUCACCACUUUAAUAGUCUAUUUUCGGGGAAAACGAUGGAAUUGCUUAAAUAAUAAACCCAUUUCCAGAACGUUAAAGUUGAAUCGCAGUAAACCAUACGAUUUUUUCUUUGUGAAAACUGUAGGAGAAACUUGGGCACAUCUUGGCUACGCCCCUUAGAAACAAACAAAUCAACAUCAAAUCAACCUGUGAUUAUUCAAUUCUCUGCCGACCGACGUGCCUCCUGGCCAGUGAUUCUGGCCCCGAGGCGCCAUCAGCACCAACCAAAACAAGCAAAAACAAUACAGUAUUGAGAAUGUUUGUAAAUAAAGAGAAAGACCUGA